AUGAUUCCAGAGCAAGCUCCGCGCGAAAUUUUUGCUCUCCGCUAUCUGGUUCCUUGGAAGCUGGGAAGCUGGAUCUCGGAUCUCUUCGCAGCAAUUGGCACAGCUAUCUCUUUGGAUGCCUUGGCUUCAGUCCCGCAGAGUGUUAAUAUCUCUCCCCAGAGCAACAUCUGCAACAUCCCUCAAAUAGUUUCAUUUGAGGGAGUCAUAAGUCUUUCCAUCGUCACACCAUUCUCAUAUUUAAUUAUCCUUCAGACUCGCUUCGCUUUAGGCCUAUGGGAAUACCAAGCAAGUCAAAACUUAACUUCAGGCAGAGUAGAUCUCUCCCAUGAAAGGACCUUUUAUGAUGAAAGAAGGGCCUUAAAUCCGAGAUUCAGGGAGGGAGCUGAGAUAAGACUCCAAUCUCCGAGUAGUUCCGUGACCACACGUCGUCAUUUUCAUGCGGCCUCAUUAAUUGAAAAUGCCCUACUACCACAUGCAUCUUAA
Messenger RNA from Histoplasma capsulatum G186AR, 483 nucleotides. RefSeq lists its product as uncharacterized. The record is from RefSeq and is a predicted model, not a curated record. The coding region runs from base 1 to 483 and encodes 160 amino acids. Lineage: Eukaryota; Fungi; Ascomycota; Eurotiomycetes; Onygenales; Ajellomycetaceae. The transcript has 2 exons.